Molecule: messenger RNA, 624 nt
Organism: Fusarium venenatum
Lineage: Eukaryota; Fungi; Ascomycota; Sordariomycetes; Hypocreales; Nectriaceae
Product: mitochondrial 54S ribosomal protein mL58
Cellular component (GO): mitochondrial large ribosomal subunit
Molecular function (GO): structural constituent of ribosome
Source: RefSeq, a predicted model, not a curated record
AUGGAGUUCCGGACACUCGCACGACCAGCGGCUCGGCUGCUCAGCCCUCGCCCAUCAGGCCUUCCUAUCGUUCCCUGCCGUGGCCACAAGACAACAAGCCGAACGAAACGAUCUCUCAAGAUCGCCCCUCACGAAUCUUUCCUCCCCGACCGAAAGGCUGCCUUCCCCGCCUCCGACUCCAUCAUCUACAACCCUCCUUCUUCUGAGGCGUCUCCUCUCCACACACCCUUCCUCUUCCUCCCUCCCAACGAUGCACGCCGUGUAGCCCUCACACGACUUCGACACACUCCCGGUUCUCCCCUGGAGCCUAUCUCCAAGAGCAAACUGCCCCCAGAGAUGAAGUACAACCGCCGCAGUCCCAACUAUAACCUCACCGCUGCCGAUAUCAAGGAGAUGAAGCAACUAAGGCAAGAAGACCCCGAGACAUGGAGCGUCAACAAGCUUGCCGAGAAGUUUGGCUGCUCUGUUAUCUUCGUAAAGAUGGCGGCUCCCGCACCUGAAGCCCAUUUGGAGAAUGUCAAGCGCAAGCAGGAGAGGAGGGAAUCUCGAUGGGGAGCUAUCCGAACCAACGCCAGAGAGGAACGCAAGAGGAGGACGGAAAUGCUCUACCGUGGCGAGUUGUAA